UGUAUGAUGUCUGAGAGGGCAGCACCUCAGAAGUAUUUCAUCCCUGACUUUCGCUCGAAUCCCAGCCAAAUCAAUAGGAGCAGUAGAGGGACGGUGUAUUGAGUCACUAGUUAGCUACUUUGCAAACGAAAGGCUGUACAAAUUGUUGCGAUUCUAUAAUGAGUGUUUUCGUAAUAUUCAUUAUUCAACUGCUAAUGGUCACAGCAAGGGAAACUUGCACCGACUUUUCAAACUUGAAACAAUCCCUGCAAGAAAAUGCUCGGCUCAAGGUGAAAACGUUUUUGUCUCUGAACAACUCCGGCCUCCUUCAAUGUGUCAAGGAAUGCAAGAUAAGGUCCAGAUGUCAGUCAUUUAACUUCAACCUUAACGCUGGUCAGUGUGACCUACUGGACACCACCAGUUCUGAGACAUUUGAUUCGAAUCUUCUAACCACUGCUCAGUAUGUCUAUUCGGACAUCAAGUCUUGGUCAGGACAUAUUGCGGGGAAAUGUGAGGGUCAUUCUUGUCCAUCAACCACAGUGUGCCGGGAAAAUGGGUCCAACCACACGUGUGUAUGUUCUGAUCCACCAGCAGUCCAGAAUGCAAGCCUUGCACUGACCGCCCAGAGUCAGAUGAUGUGGGAGAUCGGGGAGGAGGUGACGUAUGAAUGUGAGCCCCCAUUUAGUCCCCGAGGUCGGCGCGUCUGCCAGUCCGAUGGCUCGUGGACGGACUUCUCUUGUGUGUUGGUCACAGACUGCAGCCAGGUGAAGACUUGCAACAACGCCUACGGUGAUGGAGAGUACUGGGUUGUCCUGGAGAAGUACAACAACGCCAGGGUCAAGAUCUACUGCCAUGACAUGUCAUCUGAUACUCCCGGACACUUCGUCACCUUCCAGGAAGACAACUACUCCGUGAUGCCAACCGGCUGCACUGACUUUUACUGUGGACGGACAAACUUCUCCAAGAUCAAGAUUGACCUGGACAAUCUUGAAAUUGAACUGGACCACACGUUUGCUGACUGGUCUUGUAAACCUGGUCCUUACGGGCGUAUUAUGGGCUGCAGCUCAAACGCCGACAGCGACUGUGGUACUAUGCAAGUUAAUCUAGUAGGAACUAGCUUCAAAGUAAGCAGUCAAACCACCCUCAAAGGAAAUGCAGAUAUCGUCUACUCAUCCAACCACUCAGUGAUGCAUGGGAAAUGUAACGGACAAUGUGAAGCCUGUUACUCUUCCCAUAAAGGAACCACGCUGAAAUUCGGCUUUUCGCUGAAAGAACAGAACAUUCCCGAUGUAGACUCGGCGAGUGUGCCAGCAUGUGUUUGAAUUUCCAUGGCAGGACGUUUCUUUGUCAUUGAAGGGAAGGCUAUCGUGAUAUGGUAGUCUUUAUAUAUGAUGAAUAUGUAAUGUGUGUGUGUGUGUGUGUGUGUGUCCUUCGGUGUACACUGCUUGUAAUUAAAUAUUGAACAAUUCAUGAAACCAAAACAGAUACUAAUGUAUGUCAUGGUAAAGCCAUUCCUCACAGUCCCCUUGUUUAUCGCUGUCUUACAUGUAAUGUUGUCCGUAUGCACAAUUACCUUGACAUCUUGUAAAACACCUUUCCAGCGAUCCACCACGAACACAAGAGCCAUGAUCUCUUUCACAUUGAUCUGUUUGUCUGCUCCAGCAAUUCCAAUUAGCAUUACCUCCAUCACAGUAUGCAGCCGCUACACUUUGACAAACAUCUGUAAACAUCUGAUUAUGCACCUACAUGCAUUAAAUGUAAGCAUAAAUUCACACCACCAGCUUAUAUCAUCAUGAAAAUCUGUAUCAAACUGAACUUUGUUAUUUCUGCCUGCCAAUGAAUUCUUCAAAUCUAGAAGUCUCCUCAUAAACGUUAUUUCCCCUAGCACGACCUUGGACGCCCAGCUCAGCUUACCAAUUAAGCUUAAUUAAUCUGACACCUGCUUGCCCUAGGCCUGUUAUGAAAAUCUUUCAGGAGCACAAGAAAGUCACCACACUUUUCUCUCGGUAGUGAUAAGGUCAUAGCUUCCGUGUUAAUCUCAACACCUAAGAAAACGUGAUUUGUCACAGGUCUCUCGACUUUCAUCCAAUUCAUAUCAAACCCCAGGUAACAAAGCACCGACAC
Haliotis rufescens (red abalone) is the source of this 2103-nucleotide messenger RNA. RefSeq lists its product as uncharacterized. NCBI's taxonomy places the organism in Eukaryota, Metazoa, Mollusca, Gastropoda, Lepetellida, Haliotidae. The coding region runs from base 159 to 1301 and encodes 380 amino acids. Gene Ontology annotation, molecular function: metalloendopeptidase activity; zinc ion binding. The transcript has 2 exons. The record is from RefSeq and is a predicted model, not a curated record.